GUUCUCCUUCAGAACUGACUGCCGAGUAUGCCUGCACAAGAAAGCAGUUCAACAGGAAACUGAGUGAAUUCGGGUUAAUCCAGGAAAAGUUUGCUCUCAUGGCUCAGAAGGCUUACGUGAUGGAAAGCAUGGCCUACCUCACCGCAGGGAUGCUGGACCAGCCAGGAGUUCCGGACUGCUCCAUCGAGGCAGCCAUGGUGAAGGUAUUCAGCUCCGAGGGUGCCUGGCAGUGUGUGAGCGAGGCGCUGCAGAUCCUGGGGGGCUCGGGCUACAUGACAGACUACCCCUACGAGCGCAUGCUGCGUGACGCCCGCAUCCUCCUCAUCUUCGAGGGAACCAAUGAGAUCCUCAGGCUGUUCAUUGCUCUGACGGGCCUGCAGCACGCCGGCCGCAUCCUGUCCUCAAAGAUGAAUAAGCUUAAACAGGGCAAUGUGGGCAUAGCCAUGGAGAUCGUUGGCCAGAAGCUUCGGGACUCUCUGGGCCAAACCGUGGAUAUGGGACUGACAGGCCAACUUGGACUGGUGCACCCUAGUCUUGAGGACAGUGCCACCAAGCUUGAGCAGAACGUGUAUUACUUUGGCCGAACUGUUGAGUCAUUGCUGCGCCGCUUUGGAACGAGCAUCGCGGAUGAGCAGCUGGUGCUGAAGCGGGUGGCCAACAUCCUCAUCAACAUGUACGGCAUGACAGCUGUGCUGUCACGGGCCAGCCGCUCCAUCCGUACUGGGCUCCGGGACCAUGACCAAGAGAUUCUGUUGGCCAACAUGUUCUGUGUGGAAGCUCAUUUUCAGAAUCUCUUCAGCCUGUCUCAGCUGGAAAAGAAUGCUCCAGAAAACCUGGAUAAGCAGACUAAGAAAAUAGCCCAGCAGAUCCUUGAGAAGCGAGCCUACAUCUGUGCCCACCCCUUGGACAGGAUGUCCUGAGGCAGGGACAGUGCUGCUUCCUGUCCCCAGGCCACAGCUAACACUAGACAUCGUGGAGAACCCAGGGCAUCCCAGCUGGAGUCACUGUCGCCAGUACGCAUUGGAAGGGCUUCCUCCUGCCCCAGGGCCUUGGCUGGCUGACCUGCAGUUGUUCACAGCUGCCGAGCGUGAGAGCAUGGAGUUGCACUGCAGCUGUGGACACAGCAGUGGUAGUACCAGGGUUGCAGGGCUUGGUCUGAGGCCGGGCAGCCAUUUUUACUAUACCACAGGUUAAGAAACAGUUUGGAAGCUGCGGCUGGGUCACACGUGGAUACUAGGAGCCAUUUAACAAAAAAGAAUAUAAAAUGCUCCAACGUGUGUGUGUCCCUUUCUAGACUUACUAUACUAGCCAGUUAUUUCCCAGAACUGCCUUUGAGUAGCUAGCAGUACAACCCUGAGAACCACUCUCUGGCAAUGACUUCUGGUCCUUCUGGUCUGCUCUGUCCCAGUCCUGGGAGAGGAGGAGCUGAACACUAACACGUAGUACAGGUAGUGCAUGGCCACAGGACUUGUGACAGAGCCCUAGCCUUUGACCCCUUGGGUGAAGGAGAAAAAAACUGCAUGACCGGAGUAUAUGGUGUCCGCUUAUUCCCACCUGGGGCUUUGUGUUUCUUUGCAAGGAUUGGCCUCACCUUUUUUUUUUGGUACCAGGGAUCAAACUUGGGCCCUUGGACUUUCAAGGCAGGCGGCAGCACCACUAAGCUAAAUCCCAGCCCGGCCUCACUCUUGAAGAGAGGGUGGUAAGGUAUCUUUUGGUGGCACCAACAGGGCUUUGCAUUUCCUCAAGCUUCUGUCUGGUCCCUGGGCUCCAAAAAGCCUAUUGUGCAGGUUACCUGGAGGUGGGAAGGAGACCAGGCCCUCUCCCUUAAUGGGAAAAGCUUUACCGAUAUUGUGAUUUGGGAAAUAACUUUCUUAUGAAACCCAGAGUUCUUUGUCAGCAAACAGGCAGUUAGUAUGAAAUUUAGAGUAGCUGCCUGCUCUGUAUCGUGCAGGGCUGCACAGAGCUCCUCUGCCUGAGAAGCCGGCAGUGGUCAGAGCCUGCCCCAUUCUGGAGGGCACCCGGGCAUUCUGGGCCUGUUAACAGGGAGGGUCCCCUCAGCAGGUUCCCCACUCGCCCAGCUGGGUUUUAAAAGCCUCACCACCAGGUCAGUCUCCCUUGCACCUUUAGCUUUUUUUUAAAUGUUGUGGUGGAGGGGAGCCCUGGAAGCUCAAGGAACCUGGGUGGAAAGGCUGGUAGUGGAGCUGAGGAAGGAGACCCUGUAUUCUCAGCUGGACAGAGCCCCCUGCGCACCUGAGCCUGAAAAAGGCCAGCAGGUCUGCGUCCUCACCCCCAGGCUCACAGGCCCAGGGCCCCUCUGAGAGGAAAGGAGCGAAACCAGGCCACAGCGGGGCUGACAUCCCAGCACUUUCUCCUGUUUCAUUAGCUGUUCCCUUGUCCCCAGCUGUUCUCAGGAGUGGGGGGGAGAAGAACCCCUCUUAUGUAUCUUAUAUAUAUGAUCUGGGUUUUUGGGAAAGGUCUUCCUGGCAAACCUUAUUGCUAGGUAAAAUGUCUCUCCCUGAACAAAGUUUCUGGUUUUGUUAACCAACAAACUUGGGUUCUAUAUCAACCUCAAAGUGACCCUGAAGUUUGUCUGCAUAAACAGAGGCGAAGACAACUCAGGCUUGGUGUAGCAAGGCUUUUCCUUCCUGCCUUCCUCCCUGCUCCUGGAUCUGGAAGGUAAUUGCAAGUCCAAGCUGAAGCUUGAAAACCUGAGCCCUCCCUUCCACUCCCCAAUUUGAUAGCUAAGGAGCCAGACCCAAAGCAAGGAAAGGAUUUGCCCAGAACCACAUGGCUAGCAUGGUAGACUGAA
Messenger RNA from Fukomys damarensis (Damara mole-rat), 2809 nucleotides. Its product is annotated as complex I assembly factor ACAD9, mitochondrial. The record is from RefSeq and is a predicted model, not a curated record. Gene Ontology annotation, molecular function: acyl-CoA dehydrogenase activity. Bases 99 to 920 code for a protein of 273 amino acids. NCBI's taxonomy places the organism in Eukaryota, Metazoa, Chordata, Mammalia, Rodentia, Bathyergidae. The transcript has 9 exons.